AUGUCCACCGGCCACCUAUUUCUGAAGCCUCCAAUUGGUGAACAGAAAAGAGUCUCUGAGGAUUCUAAAGCGAGCAUCGACCAACAAAACGGCAAGCCCAAGAAGGAGAGAGGAAAGGAAAAAAAGAAUGGCAGAGGCGGCAAUGAGUUCAGAAUUGCUAAGAAUACAAUAAAGGGGAGUAAAUCGGACAGGGUAGGAAUUUUUGGGUUUGGCAACACCCACAUGUGUAAAAAAAGCCAUGGCAAAGAAGAACAAGUUGAGUCCAGCGAAGAAACCGACUCGGCGUCCAGCAGCGAAGAAGACGAAGAAGCAGUGAACUGA
Molecule: messenger RNA, 321 nt
Organism: Prunus armeniaca (apricot)
Lineage: Eukaryota; Viridiplantae; Streptophyta; Magnoliopsida; Rosales; Rosaceae
Source: the annotation of a GenBank genome assembly